Molecule: messenger RNA, 1235 nt
Organism: Chara braunii
Lineage: Eukaryota; Viridiplantae; Streptophyta; Charophyceae; Charales; Characeae
Source: the annotation of a GenBank genome assembly
UGAUUACCGUAGUUGCCUGCGCUGUUUGAUUUGGGGUAGUAGAUUGGCCAUCUAAAGGCUGUCAAGGAGGGAAAAAAGGGGGGGCAGCCGUGCCGUUCGUCGGAGGUGACCUAAUGCCAUCGUCACUCGGAUCAACGAUAAGAGAAUGUGUGGAGUGGGUGCGCUGUGCGGCAUCGCGGCUUGCUGCGAAGAUGGGUGCCAACGUGUCCCGACAGGUGGACGGGAUCUUCAGUCGGUCGUUGACUUUCCAGACUGCCGUUGACUCCAGUUUCGAGGAGUUGGUCAGACGCUAUCCUGCGCAAGUUGUGACGGAAGAAGAGGAGGAGAGUAAGGAGGCCAAGAACGAUGAAAGGGAGGGGAAGGGAGAGAGAUCUGGAAAAGAUGUCGAUGGAGGCAGUACGAGCGGGGGGGAGUUGGGUGUGAUGUAUCUGCCUGAGGCCAUAGAAGCGUUUUACGUAAAUAUGGCUGCUUCCAAGGGUGGGGAUUUAGAGUGGCGGCAGUUCUGGCUAGGCAGGAGGCCCAAACCGGAGGAGAUUGGGCAGAAGAUCAAGAAGGAGGGGUUGGUCGAAGGGAAGGUUUUAAGCCUGGAAGAGUACCGACGAUUCCUUACAGAGCUUUUGGGGACGAUCGGCAUGAAGGUAGCUGCGCGCCGAGUCAGCUUUUACGUGGCCUUUGGCACUCUGGCCGUCAUCGCCGUUGAUCGAACACUCAAGAAGAUUCCUGGAGUCGGCAGAGCGUACGAAACGCUAACUACCAUCGCGCCAAGGGUCGCAAUAGGUGUGGCUAUUGGUACCCGAGCUGCCCUGCAGGAAGAUUAGUUAGUUAGUAUGACCUUUUUUUUUUUUUUUUUGGAGAUGACCUUCUUUUUUUCUGUUAGAAGAAUGGCCUUUUUUUUUUUUAUUCCUUGGUUUUGGAAUGAUCUGUGAUUUUUUCCCUUCUGAAUCAUUUUGGGAAUCUUUUUUUCUUUUUCUUUUGGUGAAACGAAAAUCUGUGAUUUUUGUCUAUCUUGUUGAAACAUCUGUGUUUUGCUUUUCUUUGAAACGUAACCGUGGUUGCUGUAUGUCUGUAUGUGGUACAGUCGCAUAUGAACCUUGCCGGGAUUAUCGACCAGGUUCGUGUUUUAUAGGUAGGUCAUUAGCACGGACGCGGUGUAGUAGAUUGCGAAGGAAACCGUAGUACUAACCAUGAAGUUUGUUUGGAUCGUGAAGCUUCUUCUAGCCUUGGCUUGAAAAUGC